Molecule: messenger RNA, 457 nt
Organism: Pseudoliparis swirei
Lineage: Eukaryota; Metazoa; Chordata; Actinopteri; Perciformes; Liparidae
Gene: rplp2a
Product: ribosomal protein, large P2
Exons: 5
Coding region: 82-417 (111 amino acids)
Biological process (GO): cytoplasmic translational elongation
Cellular component (GO): cytosolic large ribosomal subunit; ribosome
Molecular function (GO): structural constituent of ribosome
Source: RefSeq, a predicted model, not a curated record
GUAACUUCCGGUUUACCCUCUUCCUCCUUCCCGGAUUUCUUCUUAGCGUGACCGACGUUUCGUGUCUCUUUAGACUUAAAAAUGCGUUACGUGGCCGCUUACCUCCUGGCUGUGCUCGGUGGAAACACCAGCCCCUCUGUAAAGGACAUCAAGGCCAUCUUGGGCAGCGUCGGAAUCGAGGCUGAGGAUGAACGCCUAAACAAGGUCGUUAGUGAACUUAAUGGGAAAAACAUCAAUGAAGUCAUGAACUCAGGCCUCUCGAAGUUAGCCUCCGUACCAGCAGGUGGCGAUGUGGCGGUGGCUCCUGUCGCAGCUGCUGCUGGGGCUGCACCUGUUGUUGCGGAAGAGAAAAAGGAAGAGAAGAAAGAGGAAUCGGAAGAGUCAGACGAAGAUAUGGGCUUCGGACUCUUCGAUUAGUCUGUGUUCUGUUUCAAAAGCAAUAAAAAUGUAAAAGGUU